Messenger RNA from Quercus lobata, 1772 nucleotides. RefSeq names its product guanine nucleotide exchange factor SPIKE 1-like. Gene Ontology annotation, biological process: positive regulation of GTPase activity; small GTPase-mediated signal transduction. NCBI's taxonomy places the organism in Eukaryota, Viridiplantae, Streptophyta, Magnoliopsida, Fagales, Fagaceae. Gene Ontology annotation, molecular function: guanyl-nucleotide exchange factor activity. The transcript is spliced from 5 exons. The coding region runs from base 514 to 1182 and encodes 222 amino acids. The record is from RefSeq and is a predicted model, not a curated record.
UUAUCCAUCUGAGGCAUCAAGACAAGAAGUCAGACCUCAGGGAACACCUGAAAAUGGUUAUUUAUGGCAGAGAGUGAAUUCCCAAUUAAGCUCCCCUAGCCAGCCAUAUUCCUUGAGAGAAGCUCUGGCUCAGGCACAGUCUUCUAGGAUUGGAGCUUCUGCACAAGCACUUCGAGAAUCUUUGCACCCGAUAUUGAGACAAAAAUUGGAGCUUUGGCAGAAAACUUGAGUGCUUCUGUCAAUCUCCAGGUUUUGGAAAUAACACAGAUUUUCCAUGAUGGCUGCCUCCCAUAGCAUCUCUACUGACUAUGGAAAACUUGAUUGUAUCACAGCCAUAUUAAUGAGCUUCUUUUCCCGAAAUCAACCUCUGUCUUUCUGGAAAGCUUUGUUUUCUGUCUUCAACAAUGUCUUUGAUCUUCAUGGAGGAACUCUAAUGGCAAGGGAGAAUGAUCGUUUCUUAAAGCAAGUGACUUUCCAUCUACUUCGACUGUGAAGAGUUCCUUCUAUUGCUUCAUGCAGACAGCAAGGUUAAGGGUCAUGCUGAUUAUCACAUUAUCGGAGCUGAUGUACGAUGUGCAAGUGACUCAGAUGAAGCCGGACGGAACGCUAGAGGAAAGUGGUGAAGCACGACGGCUUAGAAAAUCUUUGGAGGAAAUGUCAGAUGAAGCUAAAAGCCCCAACCUAUUGAGGGAGUGUGGACUCUCUGAUAGUGCUCUGGUAACAAUUCCGGAAAGGUCGGAAGAGAACAGGUGGUCCUGUUCAGAGGUGAAAUAUCUCUCUGACAGUCUUCUUCUUGCCCUUGAUGGAAGCUUGGAGCAUGCACUAUUGGGAUCUGUGAUGACUAUGGAUAGAUAUGCAGCUGCUGAAAGUUUCUACAAACUUGCAAUGGCAUUUGCGCCCGUCCCAGAUCUUCACAUAAUGUGGUUGCUACAUUUAUGUGAUGCACAUCAGGAAAUGCAGUCUUGGGCUGAAGCUGCCCAGUGUCCUGUGGCUGUUGCUGGUGUUGUGAUGCUGAUGCAAUUAGUAAACUGUUAUUGGGGCUUGUGGUUCAACCACCCUCAGUCCUUAUAUGGAAAGUUGACCUUAGAAAAUCUGCCUAACUAUUUCCCCAUUUUCUCACCUUGUACAGUGCAGAGCUGUAAAAUUGACUUCAUGAUUUGCUUACUGUUGCGUAAAAAUUAACUGCCAUCUGCUCAUAUGUCUAAUUAAAUUUACUGCAGGCCCUUGUGGCUAGAAAUGAUGUCGUUUGGAGCAAGGAUCAUGUAACUGCUCUUCAUAAAAUUUGCCCAAUGGUGAGCAAUGAGAUCACAUCAGAGGCUUCUGCUGCUGAGGUAGAGGGAUAUGGUGCUUCAAUGCUCACAGUUGACUCUGCAGUGACGUACCUUCAGCUUGCUAAUAAGCUUUUCUCUCAAGCUGAGCUCUUAUCACUUCUGUGCCAGCAUUCUUGAGCUUGUAAUUCCAGUUUAUAAAAGCAGGAGGGCAUAUGGGCAGCUGGCUAAAUGUCACACAUUACUCACUACUAUCUAUGAAUCAAUUCUUGAGCAGGAAUCAAGCCCAAUUCCAUUCACUGAUGCCACAUACUAUCGGGUGGGAUUCUAUGGUGAUAGAUUUGGGAAGCUUGAUAGAAAGGAGAAUGUAUACCGGGAGCCCCGUGACAUUCAGCUAGGUGACAUAACGGAGAAACUUAGUCAUAUAUAUGAGUCUAGGAUGGACGGCAAUCACACUUUACACAUUAUUCAAGAUUCAAGACAAGUGAAGGCAGAUGAAUUACA